AGUCUAAUGAUUUUUUUUAAGAAUCAAUAACAGCAUUUUUGCAGAAGCGUCCAAAGGCGUUAUAAAGCAACUUCUAUUUAAACGUUUAUAAGAUCUUAUAAUUGUGUGGUUUGAUUCAAUGCAAACUCUCUGUGAUACGUCAGGCGGAGACGUAUAUAUUUUCCUACAGUUUAGAAGGACUUUCAGAUUAGAAUGUGUUGAUAUCAGUGCGCAAUGAAUUUCUCCGUGUCAGUAAGAUACUGUUCAACAGCGGAUGCAUAUUUGUUUUGUCAUUAAUCGAGUUUAGGUAAAAAUUAAAAUACAGAAUUUGGAAUAGCUAUUGAAUUACAAAAAAUGGAAGCAGUUACAAAUGUUAAUGCAACCGGAAACAUAUCAAAUGCAGUUACCGAAAUGGCCUCAAACUUUACUGCACUAUUAAGUAAUGUUACAGAUAUGUUAGACUACUGCGAUUACAACAUUACAGAUUCGAAAGGGAUGUCUAAUGGUACAUCUGCUGGCAUGACAUUUAAUAAGGCUGCAAUAACAAUUUUUCUCAUUACCUCAUACGUCAUCAUUUUCUUUGUUGGUAUCGUUGGGAAUUCUUUAGUCAUCUAUGUGGUUUUGCGUUUUGCAAAAAUGAAAACUGUUACCAAUUUGUAUAUACUGAAUUUAGCUAUAUCAGAUGCCUCGUUUCUGAUUAGCCUUCCAUUUAUCAUAACUACGACGCUUUUGCAACAUUGGAUAUUCGGAACAGCGAUGUGUAAAAUAUACAAUGUAUUGUAUUCUAUCAAUUUCGUAACCAGUGUUUUGACUUUAACUGUGCUAAGUGGUGAUAGAUAUCUAGCCGUUUGCCACCCGAUACGAUCUGGAAAAUAUCGCACCAUUAAUAUAGCUUAUUUCAUAUGCUUAAUCAUCUGGUCGUUGUCGUUUCUGGUCAUGUUGCCAAUCAUUUUAUAUUCAACCACUGUAUCAAAUUACAAAGAUCCAUCUCUAAAGACAUGUACAAUUCAGUGGCCUUCAAACCAGCUACUUCCGCAAGGUAAAGCCUUUACCUGGUAUACAUUCCUUCUCGGUUUUGCGAUUCCUGUUUCCAUGAUAACCGUGUUUUACUCUUCUGUUAUUGUUCGACUUACGUGUGUUGGUCAGAUGAUAAAAUCGAAGGGAAAACGUAAAUCACAUAGAAAAGUGACCAAACUUGUUCUAGCAGUUAUUUUAGUGUAUGUUUCAUGCUGGUUGCCGCAUUGGGUUUUCCAGAUAAAUCUAACAUUUUUGCCUAUGCAUCAAAGGCUAGAGGACUGGGAAAUUUAUUUGUUUAAUGUUUUCACAGUUUUAACAUUUGCAAACAGUAUGCUUAAUCCGUUAUUGUAUGCAUUUCUAAGUGACAAUUUCAGGAGAAGCUUUGCUAAAGCUUUUAAAUGCGUAGCAUCAAUAGAAUUAGAUAGAAAAACAACAGCCGGAGAUAAUAGUAUUUAUCCGAAAUCUUCACAACAACAUGGAGAGAAAAGAAAUGAACGACAUAAACCUAAAUUUGAACUUGAUACAAUGAAGACAACGAAUACGGGGUUUCUCCUCUCGCCAGAUGAAAACGUUAACACUUCGCUCCUUGAAACAAGCAGUGUGUAUGUAGAUAAAGAAAGCCAAACGCAACAAGAUGAAAUUUAGCAUACCGGAACAAUUUCUUUAUGAUAACGUAUCAUCAAUGUACUUUACAGGGAUCAUCAGAUGUGUGGGUCACAUUUUGCAGAAUCAAACAUGUUGGACAAAGCUAAUUCAUAAAUCCAAAUUAGUUUCGUAUUUAUAUUAUAUUGUAUUUUCGAUGUUUAAAAAAAAUAAAAUGAUGUACAUAUUAAACCAUGUAAAAAAAAAAGGAAAACCUCAUGACCGAAAUAAUAAGACGAACGAACAAACAAACCACACAACAUGAAAAACUAAAAUCAACUCUUAAAAACAAUAUAUAGCCAGAAAUUAGUAGUACUUUUGCUAAUUAAUAUUCAUUACAUGUAAAUGAGAAUUGUACCACGUGAUAAUA
This is a messenger RNA of Mytilus californianus (California mussel), 2008 nucleotides long. RefSeq names its product somatostatin receptor type 2-like. NCBI's taxonomy places the organism in Eukaryota, Metazoa, Mollusca, Bivalvia, Mytilida, Mytilidae. Gene Ontology annotation, biological process: G protein-coupled receptor signaling pathway. The record is from RefSeq and is a predicted model, not a curated record. Bases 334 to 1641 code for a protein of 435 amino acids. The transcript has 3 exons. Gene Ontology annotation, cellular component: neuron projection; membrane. Gene Ontology annotation, molecular function: neuropeptide Y receptor activity; peptide binding.